Drosophila ficusphila is the source of this 984-nucleotide messenger RNA. Its product is annotated as trypsin beta-like. Gene Ontology annotation, molecular function: serine-type endopeptidase activity. The transcript has a single exon. Lineage: Eukaryota; Metazoa; Arthropoda; Insecta; Diptera; Drosophilidae. The record is from RefSeq and is a predicted model, not a curated record. The coding region runs from base 21 to 800 and encodes 259 amino acids. Gene Ontology annotation, biological process: proteolysis.
UUUAAACCAAGCAAGUCGAGAUGUUCUUCAGGUGCUUUCUGCUGCUGUCGGCAAUCAACUUCCUGUCCGCAGGACGAGUUCCCCAACCGGAAGAACGCAUCAUCGGUGGAAAAAAUAUUAAAAUAGAAUAUGCUCCGUGGCAAGUGUCCUUACAACAUCUAGGAAAACAUUGUUGUGGUGGUUCUAUUUACAGCAAGGACAUUAUCAUCACUGCUGCUCACUGCCGUUUUGCUGACGGAGGAGUAGAACUUGGAGCUGAAUACUUCCAAGUUCGCGUAGGAUCUUCACUGAAAAGCAGCGACGGGACUCUUAUCCAAGUAGAAGCAAUUAUAUCACACGAGGAGUAUAAAAACGUUACAAAUGGAAAAGACAUUGCUGUGAUGCGAUUGAGUGAGUCACUUGAGUUCUCAAACAAAGUGCAGCCGAUCCCCUUAGCCGAAAAAAAUCCGCUACCUGGGAGUCUUGCAAUGGCUUCUGGUUGGGGAGCAAUGGCAGUGAGAGAGGAUCUUUCAAUUUCACCUCCUGAAGUAUGGAUAAUAAGGGACCAUCCUGAACAUCUUAGAGGCACACGUCUUGAUAUUAUAAAUUGUCGGGAAUAUCAGGACGCCACUGAGGAUAACAUUUGUGUGAAAACUCCUGGACAAUCGACUUGUACUGGCGACUCUGGUGGACCUUUGGUUGUUGACCAGCAACUUGUCGGUGUUACCUCAUUUGGUCCUUCUCUUUGCAAAGGCUUUGCGGCCUUCGCAAGCAUCCCUUAUUACCGGAACUGGAUUUUAAAUGCUAUUAAAUUUAUUUAGGUUUUCAUCUUUGAAAAUAACCCGCAAAAAGGCAAAAAACAACAAUCAGUAAAAAAUAAAAUUAAAAGUAAAAGAAAAGUAAGAAGUAGAGUAAAAAGUAAGUCAUUAAAAGGGAUUUUGUCUUGGUUCGACUGUAUUUUCUUCAGAAGAAUUUUAACGAAUAAAAAAAAAUACCUAAAUCAUA